This is a messenger RNA of Schistocerca piceifrons (Central American locust), 630 nucleotides long. Its product is annotated as protein CBFA2T1-like. Gene Ontology annotation, cellular component: nucleus. The transcript is spliced from 5 exons. Gene Ontology annotation, biological process: DNA-templated transcription; negative regulation of DNA-templated transcription. The record is from RefSeq and is a predicted model, not a curated record. Gene Ontology annotation, molecular function: transcription corepressor activity. Lineage: Eukaryota; Metazoa; Arthropoda; Insecta; Orthoptera; Acrididae. Bases 1 to 630 code for a protein of 209 amino acids.
AUGUUGGAUGCAGAAGUUACAUAUAAAUUAAGAGGCUGCGAGGGCCGCAGCCCGCUGCUGCUGGGCAAGCUGAAGCGCUUCCUCAGCACGCUGGUGCAGUUCGGCUCCGACAUCGGACCAGACACGGGGGACCGCGUGCGAGCGCUCGUCCUCUCCCUGGUGACCGGCGCUCUCACCGUGGAGGAGUUCCACUCGUCCCUACAGGAGGCUACCAACUUCCCGCUGCGGCCCUUCGUGGUGCCCUUCCUGAGGGCGCACCUUCCGCUGCUGCAGGCGCAGUUGGCAGCACUGGCCAGGACCGCUAAACAGGCGCCCCUGCAGUACCUGCGCCAGCACGAGCACGUGGUGCUGGACCCCGCCUUCUCGCCCUCCGAGCCCUCCGAGAUCUUCCACUCUGAGGACCACGCCCAGCAGCAGCAGCCACACCCCAUGAAGAGGCGGCCGUCUGACAGGCGCCCGGGGUCCGAUCAGCGCAGCAGCCCGGCAGCGGCGCCUGUCACUGGCUGCCCGCGCUACGUCAGCAGUCAGCAGUCAGCGCUGCAGCCCGCAGCGGGCCUGUGUCAGCACCGCUCGCCCGCUGCCUGCGUCUGUCAGUGCUACCUGCGGGAGGUGUGCGCCGCGCGCCGCUGA